GUGCCAGAAGAUACUGUUAUAAGCAGGUCAGGAGCAAAAUGCGUUGUUUCGCUUCUUGAUCAGUGGUAUAUUGACUACAGCAUUUCUGAGUGGAAGGAUAAGGCCAGGAAAUGCGUUAAGAGGAUGAUAUUGACGGACGAUACGCGGGCUAAGAUUAGUGAGCAUUUGGAGGGAUUGAAUAAGUGGGGAUUCAGUCGAUCAUUUGGGCUUGGAACCCGGGUGCCAUGGGAUCCACAGUAUUUAAUCGAUUCUUUGAGUGACUCCACAAUUUAUAAUGCAUUUUAUACCGUUAAGCAUCUGCUAUUUUCUGAUAUUGAAGGAAAUGAGGAGAUAUUUCCCAAGUCUGAACUAUGCGACGAUGUUUGGAAAUUUAUUUUCGGUGAUAUUGAUGUCUUACCCAACAAUCUCAUGGCAUAUGAAGACAUUCUCAAAAACUGUCGGGAUAGCUUUGAAUAUUUCUAUCCAGUCGAUGUCCGUGUGUCUGGGAAAGACUUGAUUGGAAAUCAUCUUUUGUUUUUCAUUUUUAANCAUGUUGCAUUGUUUGAUGAGAAGUAUUGGCCCCGGUCAAUCUUUUCCAACGGUCACUUGAUGCUGAAUUCAGCGAAAAUGAGCAAGAGUGAUAAUAAUUUUUUGACUGUAGAAGAUUGUCUUUGCAGGUAUGGGGCCAGUGCUACGAGAAUGUGCCUGGCCGAGUGUGGAGAUACAAAUGAAGAUGCCAAUUUUCUAGAAGCAGUUGCCAACUCAUUUGUUUUGAAGCUUUAUACUCUAACAAAAACUGUUGAAUCUCUCGAAAGCACAUCUGAAUGCGAUGAAAGUCUGCUGUGUGAAAUGGCGAAUAGAAUGGCACUUGAGCCUGAAGCCAGGCGUGCGUUCUUUGUUAAUGAAAUGUUCUUGCAGUCCAUUUCCCGGAAUAUUAGAGAGUCCUUAAAAAGCUACGAAAAAAUGGUGUUUAGAGACGUUGUGAAGUAUGGAUUUCACGAGAAUGUUAAUCUGAUGGAGCUGUAUAAGUCUUUGGGCGGAAGCAGCAACACCUUGGUCAAUCUUGGAUAUAGAACGAUCCUUUCGCUGAUGUAUCCUAUAAUUCCAUCGCUAGCCAGCUACUUGCUGAAGCUCAAGUUUCGAGGUGACUUUUCAAUAGCCAAGCCGUACAGAGAUGAGCAAGAUAAAAUCAAGGCUAUUGAACAUGUAAAGAAUGUAUGCAGUAGGAUUAACUCCCUGAAAAGAGAGAGCACAUCUGUCGAGAUUAGAGUUACGAGCGAGUAUCCAGAAUGGAAGAGGGAAUGCAUGAAGAUCGUUGAUUGCUGCAAUCAGAAAUCACAAAUUGUUAAACAUGUCGAUUGCAUUUUCAAAAAGUACGGAAUACGCAAAGAUAAUGGAAUGAGCUUCUGUAUGGACUACUUUGAGUACAAAGAAAAAUAUGUUAUUUCCUUUGAUGAGUUUGAUGUUCUUUCAAUGCUUGCUGACUUUAUCAAAGAGUCCUGCAAUCUUUGUGUCAGUGUUGUUGAGGGUAAUCAGGGAGAGCCCUUGAAUCCGACCUUUAAAUUCAAUAAAAGCACACUCUGA
This is a messenger RNA of Vittaforma corneae ATCC 50505, 1563 nucleotides long. RefSeq lists its product as uncharacterized. The annotation marks the transcript as partial. Gene Ontology annotation, molecular function: ATP binding; leucine-tRNA ligase activity. Lineage: Eukaryota; Fungi; Microsporidia; Nosematidae. The transcript has a single exon. The record is from RefSeq and is a predicted model, not a curated record. Gene Ontology annotation, biological process: leucyl-tRNA aminoacylation.